AUGCCGGCAUACCGGUCAGCCGGCAUCCGCGUGCGCAUCGGCGCCGCGAGUCUUGCCGAUACCAUCACACCGGAUCUCGAAUUGCUCAAAGCGAAAGCGCGACCAAAGAGCGAGAGAGCGGAGGACCGGCUGCGGAAAGGUGAGCUACUUGUGGAGGAGAAUGUGCCGUUUCCGGGGGAUGAAGAGUGCAUGGGGGUUAAUUUCCUCGGGAACGUGCCGUUUCUGCAGGCCCGGGUUGGGAAAGACUUGUUCAAGAGCGGAACGGGAGACAAUGGCGAGGGGAAAGGCGUGGAUUGUGCGAAGAAGAAUGGGAGAGGGCAGGCAUUUACUGGAGCUGGAACUGGAGGACAUCGCUCACAAGGGCCGGCGGCGAGAACGCGUUCGCAUACCCCGGCGGCGGGAAGUGAAGCACACGUCGAGCUGCCACCCCAUGGCGCCGCUGGGUUUGAUCACACCGACUCAGAACCCAAAGCACUUGCAGUCCAUGUCCUACUCACUGAUACGACAUUCUUCCCAGGGCUCUAUGAUAAGCCACGGCACUUGAAGAUCGAAGUCUUCUUCAACGGUAUUCUAGCUAGCUGCGUCCGCGCUCACCCUAUAGAAGUGCGGCAGGAUAAUAGCCUGUAUCAUCAGAUGUUCUCUGGGUCGCGGAUCGAGUGGCUCGCUGAGCGGCCCUGGGUGUUUCUCCCUCCGGGGCAGAAUGCUGACGGGAGUUUUCGAGGUCCUAGUAUGACGAUUGGUGCGCAAGAGAGGUGGGGUCAGAUUUGUGCUGCGCUGUUGGAAGAGGCUGAUGAGCGGGGAUUCGAUGAGAAUGGGGAGCGGCCCCCGAGUGCGGCCUACUUGGAGAGUUUGGCGGUUAUGCAGAUGCCGGAGGAUGUCAAAGACAUGCAGAAGCCGGGAGGGCGGAGCUUUGGCGUUGUUGAUGUGGUUAUCGCGUAUGGACAGGGGAAGAAGUUGACAGCUGGUGUGUCGUAUUUGAAAGAGGUGACGAGGAUGGUGGAUGGGCGGUAUACGAAGCGAGACAGAGGUAAACAAGAGGAGGAACCAGGUAGACCAGCAGCCAGCCCUACCAGUCUUCCGCCCCUUCCCCCGUCUGUAUUUAAGUUUGGUGCUGCAGCUUCGUCAGCGUCACAGGUUGAUGGGCCAGCGUCCUGCUCUUCUGAUCUUGAUGCAGAAGGAGAUACGGACUCCGACUAUGAACCGGUUAGCCAGGUUACAGAGGGGGGGCACGGACUGGCAUGGACGCAACCACAGCUGAUGCCCGUGACACAAGAGUCAUUCCUCCCCCAAGUUUCGACUCCACUAACCCAAUUCCCGCCACACCCGCCUAUGGUUCCGAUGCCAGACUUUCAGAGUCCCUUUCCGGAGUUUGCGAAUCAAUUCGGAAGCCAAUUCGGAAUGGCCCCCUCUACCCAAUUUCCCAUACCAGCAGGAUUCCCAGAGGUAUCAGAACGAUUAAGGAUUAAGGCGCAAAACUUCUACCAGGCUACCCCAUCUCACUUCUCCUAUGAACCUCCGUUGAGGGGCCUCACUGCUCCCCCUCCACCCCACGGGUUCGCUAUUCGUCCAGGAAUGAACCAAGGAUUUGAGGCCCCUUCGUUGCCAACUCAAGAGCUUGCUCCGUUCCAGCAACAUCUUCAAGGCUUCGGCUAUUCUCCAGAAUCGAACCAGGCAAUUUCAAUGUCGUCCUCUACCCAAGGCCCUGCGGUUUCUCAUGCACCGCACCCCGGCCUUACUUUUCCUACAAAACCAGUUCAUAGCUUCGAAAUGCCUCCACCAACAAGCAUACCAAUUCAUGGAACGUCAGCACCUUCUCUAAAUACUCCCAUGCAGACGCAUGCAUUUUCCAGCCCUGCACAUUCACCAUACAAGAGAAGCCGGCAUGUCUCAAUGGGACCCGUCAAUGUGACUUCAUUCGACCCCAACGCUCCUCCAUGCGAUACGACACCUUCAUAUGGUAUUUCGCAUCGUGGGAUGUUCACCCAGGCUGGAAGCCCUACAGAUAUCUCAUCACAAUCGCAAAAGCAAAGAGCUAGCGGGCAAGGUUACGUUCACCUCGAGUAUAACCCGUUUGCAGCACAGCGAAAUCCCUUAGCUGAAGGGCCAUUGCCACCUGUUGGGCUCUUUCCUGUAACCAAGCGGCCUCGUCCAGGUUCUUUUGAUGAGGUCGUGGGCAUCAUUGACCCCAAUCAGCCUCGAUCUAGUAUUUUAGUGGAUCGUCUUGUUAUUACGGGAAAGCAUGGUGCACAUAUUGUAGAUCACCAAUGGAAGAUCGCGCAGAGGGUUGCCGUGAAGCAUGAAUACCCGAUUCCACGGCCCUCGCGGACAUCAAGGCUCCAGGAAUCCCCAGAAUCAGCAGAAUACAUUCAGCCUUCCACUAUAUCUCGCCGUCGAACGAGGAACGCGCAACCAGUAGAUCCGACAACCCCGCCUCUGACUUCUCCUGGCCCAACACAGGAUCUUGACAUGACAGUGAGCGUGGACAGGACAAAACGUGGAAUUAUUCAUGAGGGAAAUCUGGCCCAGAUUUUCGGGAAACCGCCGACCAUGGGACCUACGCUGAGUAGUGAAUCAUACGGCUGGGCUAUUCCGGGUAAUGGAAGUGAGAGGGAAAUAGGUGAACAGGGCGGUGAUAAUUCUUGUAGUGAUGAUGGUGUUCAAACGUUGCCAGCAACGCCUGUUGUAGCAUCGAAUUCCCGGGUUCCGGAAUCCUCGAGCGACGUGGGGGAUUUUCAGCAAGCGAGGGGGAAGAUGAAGAGCAAGCAAAAAGAAUUAAUGGUACAGGGGAAUGAGAAACCUGUAGUGGUUCAACAUAAGGCUUCGAAAGUUAGCGCUAGGCAAGCCCGUCGUAGGCCCUCGACCGUUGUUGAGUUUCUGGGGGACGAUGAUGGUGAGAGUUCCGAGCUUUCUAGUGUUCCGAGUUCUCCGGAGCCAGAAGUGAGGAAUGUGGGUAGAUCAACACGGCGCAAUCCCAACCUCCUCGCUAGCACCAACGACUCCGACCCUGAUUUCACGCCUAUCACCGCAGCAUCUUCCUCCUCAUAUAGGCAAACCACCCAGUCUCAACUCCAACUCGGAAGUAAGGUUCAGCGGGUGCGCCAACCCCGACGCCUUGAUCCUGAAAUUUUCGUCGAUAACCCUGCGCUGAAUCAGGAUUGUGCGAUCGCGUUUGCACAGGCGGGACCUUGGGCCAAUGGUCUGGGUCUAGAGACUGCAGCUACGGAUGGCGGGGAAUGCGUGGUGUUGAGGCAGGUUAAGGCGGAGAGGAUGGGAUGGUUUUCCGAGGAGGGAGUUGUUAUUGGGGUGAGGUAUUUUGUUGAGGGAUAGGGCGGGCGAGAAUGAGGUGGCGAGGUUGUGGAAGUAUGUGAGGGCAAGGAGAGGGAUGAAAUGUAAGAUAGCUAGUAAGGGUGUGUGUGAAGGAUUAUCCCGAGUGAGAGGAGACAGGGGCUUUUAGGCCUCGAGGUUAUAUGUUCAACAAGGAUUGAG
Messenger RNA from Lindgomyces ingoldianus, 3486 nucleotides. RefSeq lists its product as uncharacterized. The transcript has 3 exons. Lineage: Eukaryota; Fungi; Ascomycota; Dothideomycetes; Pleosporales; Lindgomycetaceae. The record is from RefSeq and is a predicted model, not a curated record. Bases 1 to 3327 code for a protein of 1108 amino acids.